CUUUCGCGCCCGUCCGUCUUCUUUCCUUCAACUCACCUCUUCGUGGGCCUGUCGCUCUUUUAGCAUCCAUAACCAGCAACCUUCGCAGCUCGAUCGUAUCUUACCCCAGUCAUUCUUUUUUUGGGCCGAAGAUUGUUUUGUUGUGUUGCUAUCACCCUAGGCUAUCGCCGUCCAUUCACUCUUCGACUACCUCGGAACGAGUUUCGCAUAUACUAUUCUGUCGACAAGCAGUUACGACUGAGUUACGACCUUACGUUGUUAAUACUUACAUCUCGGAGCCUCGCCCGCCACCGUACACUGUAUAGCGUCACGUCGACAAUUCAAAAGACGAGCUUCCCCCGUAUCCAUUACUAGCUCUAUCGAUCACGACUUCGCAUGCGAAAGCGGUCCUAGAGCCAUGGCACAUUCACACCACCAACAUAUGCACCACCAUGUGCGUAAUGAAAACCACGUUGGCUCCCCUAGCAGCGCAAGUCAAACAAUUCACAUGGUCGAAAGGGCCAGCCGCGUUCUUGUAGCUCGCGCCAGCGCAACAUGUACCAACGACAGUGAUCCCGGUUGCACAAAGCCGACUCAAGUACCCACAAUCGCCAUUGCACUUGCCGUCAUUGUGCCUGUCGUCGGUAUCACGAUUGUCCUCUUCUUCUUACAUCGCAGGAACAAGAGGAAGCUUGCUGAGGAAGAUUCAAAAGACAAAUACAAGUCGCACGAUUGGGGCAUGGAGGGUGUGACUAGAGCUGGCAAGAAAGGAGGUCCCGAGAUGAGCGUUUCCGAGAAGGAAAUCCCUGGAGGCCACGACCGAGGUCUAUCAAUCGAGACCGGAAGCCCAUACAUACUGCCUGUUGGCCUGCACGGCUCUCGAGAGUCAUUCCAUUCGUUAUCGCGCUCGCAGCAUGAUCCUCAUGACCCGUACGGCCCUGUAGCUUAUCUAAAGGAUGACCAGAGCAUCCGUAGCGCAACCCGUGGUCCCUACCGAAACGACGCCGGAUCCAUGUACACAACUUCGAGCGCUGGAACAAAGAAGGAAGGCCUUCAAGCCGGUCUGCUUCAAAACGCACAGAGGAUGUCGACUUCGCACCCCAUUCGCGGCGAAUCUCUAUCCCCUGACGGCUCGCGGUCUCCAGACAGCAAGUUCCCUGAACCGGGUAUUCCUCUCAGCCCAUUGAACCCACGAUUCGACAAGGAGUCGUCUCCUGUUUCACCUCCAGUUGAAUCGCCUUCCGCUGAACCCAAGACCCAGUAUGCUGCCUUCAAGCCCACCAAUGUUCCCACCAUCUCAAUUCCCGAGCCUGGUGUUACAGAAAAGCAAGUCAACAAGUCACCCGUCCAAACUACCAACGAUAUUCCCUCAUUGCCACGCGUUCAGUCCCAGGCUGUUGUACUGGAGAACACAAACACGCAUAGCAUCAUCAGUACCUCGAGCUAUGGCGAUGGUUUCCAGAUCACACCACCGUCACCCAAAGAAAGCGAGCAGCCCAAGAUCGUUGCACCCAAGCCUCGCUACUCAACUGGUCCUCAGAACGUUGGUCUUGCCGUAGACGACUUUGGUCACAGCACCAACCGUCUGUCAAUGAGCCUACGUCCUAUGCCUUCCGAUGACCCUCAGGAGAACCCCGAAGAGCGUGCCAACCGUAUCCGAUCUUUCUACAAGGAGUACUUUGACGACUCUAAGCCUGAACCCGCUGGUGGUCACCAGUACACCGACUACGUCGAAGACUAUGGCUCAGAGUACCAAGACGGCACUGUAUUCGACCCGCGCACCGGUGCCUUUGUCGUCGCACAGCCAAACGCUCCUUUUGCCGAGCCUAUUACUCGUCGUGCCAUGACACCCCCACCACGUGCUCCUCCUCGUUUCCGAAGCAACACUGCCACUGGUCCUCGUGGCCCGCACAUGUCUAACAGCUCCAUGGCUUCCUCGCAAUACCCACCGCCACGCGGCAUGUCUUCAAUGAGCGGACGUCUACCUGCGCCAAUGAAGAAGCCACUGCCUCCACCGUCCGCUUUGUCUUCUCUUCCCACACCCGGAAAGCUAACCGAGAACUCGAUGGUUUUCGAUGCUGCUGACUUUGCGCCGCCAGUCUCGUUCCGUGAGAGACAAAACGGUAUACGACCAGACAGCCCACUGGGUGCUCCCAGACCCUACAGUCCCGCCGUGCGACCACACACACCGCUCGUUGGUUCUUAUGACGAGCUUCCCGCGCUACCCAGUCCCUACCUGAUGCGCAAGUCCGGCACCUUCACUGCGCUUGACUUUGCACCACCUGGCCGCAUUCGCGACCCUGCUGGCUCAGGUGCCUCAGAUGCUGGAUCUAUCCGAUCAAACCAUUCUGGUAUCUCAGCGGUCGGCAGGUUCGCUGUUCGCAGCGGUGCCAACCGUGUCAGCAGGAUACCAAGAGAUGUCAUGGGUACCAGGGAUGAUUUCAUGGUACAAUUAAGGCCCAGGAUGAACAUGGUAGAGGGCGCCUAAACCUGUCGCAAUCUGCUCAGCACCUAUCUUUGACGAUAGACACAUCGGCUCGCUGGCAGAGCUCUACUCUCCUACUCGACCGAACAUCAAAAGCUCACAUCAUGUCAAAUUCUAUAUACACUGCUGUUUAGCGGCUCUGACGAUUUCCUUGGUAUCGUGGCAUAGACAUAGCGCGCGCGUUGGCUACUCUCCAUCUUCACAUCACUGCAACAACCUGUACAGGCAGCUUGUCAUGUACUUUUUCCUAUUUUUCUCCAUCGCGGUUGCGACUCUAUCGACCGGCAGAUUACUC
Alternaria alternata is the source of this 2759-nucleotide messenger RNA. RefSeq lists its product as hypothetical. The record is from RefSeq and is a predicted model, not a curated record. NCBI's taxonomy places the organism in Eukaryota, Fungi, Ascomycota, Dothideomycetes, Pleosporales, Pleosporaceae. The transcript has 2 exons. Bases 398 to 2467 code for a protein of 689 amino acids.